Rattus norvegicus (Norway rat) is the source of this 6782-nucleotide messenger RNA. It is a transcript of the gene Prdm15, whose product is annotated as PR/SET domain 15. The record is from RefSeq and is a predicted model, not a curated record. Gene Ontology annotation, cellular component: nuclear body; nucleoplasm; nucleus. Lineage: Eukaryota; Metazoa; Chordata; Mammalia; Rodentia; Muridae.
CCCGCUGCGGCCCGAGGCCCGCGCCUGGCCCGGGCCUGGCCUCCAGCCGCGCCCCCCACGCCCACCCCGGUCCGGCCGCCGCGCCGCCUGUUCUUUGUUACAGUCGCGGCCGCGGGCGCCGUGGGCGAUCGGAGUCAAAACCCGGCUGGAUUCCGGAGCCGCUCCGGGAUCGCCCUGCGCCCGCCGGGUUCCGCCGCCGCGGGCUUGGCCUCUGCCCUAAGUGCCGGGCCUGGCUACGGCGCGCCCGGCCCGUGCCAACUGCCCGCCGCGUGCUCGGCCCACGCCAACCGGCGCCAGGCUGCCCACUUGCAGGCUCGGCGACCCCCGCCCGGUCGCGGGAUCAAGCGCUGCGCCCCCAGUGCUCCCAGGCCCAGAGGCCACAGCCAGGCCCUGCGUGGCUGCGAGCUCAGUCCCUACAGUCCCUUCCCGGCUACCCGGCCGCCUUACCCGGUUUUCGGGCACAGCCCAGGGAGGGGCCUUGGUCUCCAACCCCUUUGGCGUUUAAGAAAGUCCGAGGCUGUGCCGUGGCUCCCAGGCCCUGGCGUCUUACUCGUCUCUACCUUUUGGUGGCCCAGGGAUUAUGGUGGCAAGACUGGCUGGAGACAUGUGCCCGCCUACUAUCUGGGAAGAGGGUGGACAAGUGGGGCCAGGGCCAGGUGGAGCCUGCGUGCUCCCGAGGUAUCAGCAAUGGCUGAAGAUGGCAGUGAGGAGAUCAUGUUUAUCUGGUGUGAAGACUGCAGCCAGUACCAUGACUCAGAGUGUCCUGAACUGGGACCUGUGGUCAUGGUCAAGGACUCCUUUGUGCUGAGCAGGGCAAGGUCCUCCCUCCCCUCUAACCUGGAGAUCAGGCGCCUGGAUGACGGGGCUGAAGGUGUGUUUGCAGUGACCCAGCUAGUCAAGCGCACACAAUUUGGUCCAUUUGAGUCCAGAAGGGUCGCCAAGUGGGAGAAGGAAUCUGCAUUUCCUCUGAAGGUAUUUCAGAAGGAUGGGCAUCCUGUGUGCUUUGACACUUCCAACGAGGAUGACUGCAACUGGAUGAUGCUAGUGCGACCAGCACUAGAGCCUGGGCACCAGAACCUGACAGCCUACCAGCAUGGCAGUGACGUGUACUUCACCACCUCAAAGGACAUUCCUGCAGGCACUGAACUGCGUGUGUGGUAUGCUGCCUUUUAUGCCAAGAAGAUGGACAAGCCCAUGCUAAAGCAGGCCUGCUCCAGUGUUCAGGCUGCAGGCACCCCUGAGCCCAGUGUCACUGUGGAGCCUGAGCGUGCCCAGUGGGUGUGUAAGGUGUGUUCCAACACCUUCCUGGAGCUUCAGCUCCUGAACGAGCAUCUCUUGGGCCACCUGGAGCAAUCCAAAAGCCUCCCUGCAGGUGGCCAGCAGCAAGAGGCAGCUUCUGAGAAGGAGCCUGAUGCACCCAGGAUGGAGCCUCCUACAGCAGUUGAGAGCAAGAGUAUGCAGAGUGCCACAGUCACCAAAGAGCCAAAGAAAAAGCCUCGAAGGGGGAGGAAACCCAAAGCAUCCAAGGUUGAGCAGCCUCUGGUCAUUAUCAAAGACAAGGAGCCUGCAGAGCAUGUGGCAGAGAUCAUAACCGAGGUCCCCCCCGAUGAGCCUGUGAACGCAACACCAGAUGAACGGAUAAUGGAGUUAGUCUUGGGGAAGCUGGCCACCCCCACAAGUGAAGCCAGCUCAGUGCCAAAGUUCUUACAUCAUCCAAGCAGCACCAUUGCCCUCAAGAGGGGCUUGGUUCUGUCCAGCAGACAUGGCGUCCGGCGGAAGCUCGUUCGACAGCUGGGUGAGCAUAAACGCAUCCAUCAGUGUGGCACCUGCAGCAAGGUCUUCCAGAACAGCAGCAACCUGAGCCGGCACGUGCGCUCGCACGGUGAGUGCGCGCACGGUGACAAGUUGUUUAAAUGUGAGGAAUGUUCGAAAUUGUUCAGCCGUAAGGAAAGUCUAAAGCAACAUGUUUCCUACAAGCACAGCCGGAAUGAGGUGGACGGUGAGUACCGCUACCGCUGUGGCAGCUGUGGGAAGACGUUCCGAAUGGAGAGUGCACUGGAGUUCCACAACUGUAGGACAGAUGACAAGACGUUCCAAUGUGAGAUGUGUUUCAGAUUCUUCUCCACCAACAGCAACCUCUCUAAGCACAAGAAGAAACAUGGGGACAAGAAGUUUGCCUGUGAGGUCUGCAGUAAGAUGUUCUACCGCAAGGAUGUCAUGCUGGACCACCAGAGGCGGCACUUGGAUGGUGUGCGGCGGGUGAAGAGAGAAGACUUGGAGGCCAGCGGGGAAAGCCUGGUUCGUUACAAGAAGGAACCUUCUGGAUGUCCAGUGUGUGGCAAGGUGUUCUCUUGCCGGAGCAACAUGAACAAGCACCUGCUGACCCACGGUGACAAGAAGUACACCUGCGAGAUCUGUGGGCGCAAGUUCUUCCGAGUGGACGUACUCAGGGACCACAUUCAUGUCCACUUCAAGGACAUCGCGCUGAUGGAUGACCACCAGCGGGAGGAGUUCAUUGGCAAGAUUGGGAUCUCCUCAGAGGAGAACGAUGACAACUCUGAUGAGAGUGCAGAUUCUGAGCCACACAAGUACAGCUGCAAGAGGUGCCAGCUCACUUUCGGCCGUGGGAAGGAAUACCUGAAGCACAUCAUGGAGGUUCACAAGGAGAAGGGCCAUGGCUGCAGCAUCUGCCACCGACGCUUUGCACUCAAGGCUACUUACCACGCCCACAUGGUCAUCCACCGAGAGAACCUGCCUGACCCCAACGUGCAGAAGUACAUUCACCCCUGCGAGAUCUGUGGGCGGAUCUUCAACAGCAUCGGGAACUUGGAGCGCCACAAACUCAUCCACACAGGUGUGAAAAGCCAUGCCUGUGAGCAGUGUGGAAAGUCCUUUGCCAGGAAGGACAUGCUGAAAGAGCACAUGCGUGUGCAUGACAACAUCCGGGAGUACCUGUGUGCCGAAUGCGGGAAAGGUAUGAAGACCAAGCAUGCACUACGCCACCAUAUGAAGCUGCACAAAGGCAUCAAGGAGUAUGAGUGCAAGGAAUGUCACCGCAAGUUUGCACAGAAGGUCAACAUGCUCAAGCACUACAAACGGCAUACAGGAAUUAAAGACUUCAUGUGUGAGUUAUGUGGGAAGACAUUCAGUGAGAGGAAUACAAUGGAGACACACAAGCUCAUCCACACAGUAGGCAAGCAGUGGACUUGUUCCGUGUGUGACAAGAAGUACGUCACGGAGUACAUGCUUCAGAAACACGUACAGCUCACCCAUGACAAGGUGGAAGCACAGAGCUGCCAGCUGUGUGGCACCAAGGUGUCCACCCGGGCCUCCAUGAGCAGACACAUGCGGCGCAAGCACCCCGAGGUCCUCGCUGUUCGGAUUGACGAUCUGGACCACCUCCCCGAGACCACCACCAUCGAUGCAUCCUCCAUCGGCAUUGUCCAGCCUGCACUGGGCCUAGAGCAGGAGGAACUGGCAGAAGGUAAGCAUGGAAAGGCUGCCAAACGCAGCCACAAGAGAAAGCAGAAGCCAGAGGAAGAGGCAGGGGCCGCAGUGCCUGAGGACACCACCUUCAGCGAAUACCCCGAGAAGGAGCCAGAGUUCACAGGCAGUGUGGGUGACGAGACAAACUCUGCCGUACAGAGCAUCCAGCAGGUGGUGGUGACCCUAGGGGACCCCAAUGUGACUGCUCCAUCAAGCUCUGUUGGCCUAACCAACAUCACCGUGACCCCCAUCACCACUGCAGCUGGAACUCAGUUUACCAAUUUACAGCCAGUGGCUGUUGGACAUCUUACCAACCCUGAACGCCAGCUACAACUAGAUAACUCCAUCCUGACUGUGACCUUUGACACUGUCAGUGGCUCCGCCAUGUUGCACAACCGUCAAAAUGAUGUCCAGAUCCACCCACAGCCAGAAGCCACAAACCCUCAGUCAGUGGCUCACUUUAUCAACCUCACCACCCUGGUAAACUCCAUCACACCCUUGGGGAACCAGCUCAGUGAGCAGCACCCACUCACCUGGCGAGCUGUGCCCCAGACAGAUGUACUGCAGCCGCCACAGGCCCCUGCAGCCCCGCAGCAGGCGGUGCAACCCCAGGUCCAGAAUGAGCAGCAGCAGAUGUAUAGCUACUGAUCUGUGGCUGCAGAACCGGCUGAGCUGCAGCCGGCGGGGGCUCUGAGGUCUUGAGGUGUUUGCUGGAUACCAAACAGGGAGGGUGUCCGCAUGUCAAGAUCACAGAGGUUAGCAUCACAGAGUUACCUGUCCGCUUUUGGCAAGCAGGUGCUUCUACCACGUGUUCCCCCAAGGUGGUACAGCCUGGCCAGACCAUAAGUGUCACCCUCAGAGGUCUAUAAUUGUCAUGGGGCUCAGGGACACAGGUAGCAGGAUCCUAAAAGCAGGAAUGAUAUCCCAAGGACCAGGGAGACUUGCUCUGUUUUCUUUAGCACUCCAGUGAGAUACUGAAACAUGGCUAGCCUUCUCAGGCAAUGCAGACGCAAACCCAGGUUUAUCCUUGCUCCUGGAUUCUCAAGCAGGGAGAAGUUAAGUAACUCUUCUUCUGAAGUCUCAGUUCAUAUAUCACAGAGCUGUGGCCCGAGGCCUCCUGUAGGAAGUAUCUUGAGGCCCCCAGCUCAGGCACAAAAGACAUCUUGGGAACAUCUAUUGAUUGAUUUUUAUAAACAGUCUGUUUUAUUUCAUAACCACGUUAUGUAUUAUGGCCCUCUUGUGGCGUAUUGAUUUCUAUUAUUUUAAUAUGAUAAAGUCGUUUGCACUGUAGGGUGUUGGUCCCUGUCCAGUUGUGCACAGAUGCCUUUCGAGAGGCCCCACACAGUUGUGUGCAAAGUGAGCCCUCACGCUUGAAUCCCAGUGCUCCUCCAGAGCUAUCUCAGGACUCUGCCAUCUACACAUGUGUCACGGUGCAGCGUAGCCACACCCUGAGUGAAGGAUGGGGAGUGAACCCAUGUCUUCUUUCUGUGUAAGCCUUAAUUCCAAAGGUGGCUGUAUCUAAAGACCAAUUUCCUAUGAAAUGGAGAGGUUCAGCUCUACAGGAGAGAAGCGUAGCUAGUGACUUAAGAAACCUGAGAGGUGCUUUCCUGUGGCGGUGAGGGCAGAAGAGGUCAUCAUGACAGUGGAUUUAAACUGGCCACACCCAGCUCUGAGGGGAGCAUGGCUAGCACAGACCUGUGCUGUCCCAGUGGCAACAGGCCAGGCUGCCAUCAUAGGUCCACAGCCCAGCCAGGGACACGGAGAGGCGAGGUGAGGAGAGAGUUUGGUCUCACUCUCAUCAGAUUUUAAUGUCAUACAAAAGAAGAACUUAAAGAUGAACUUGCCUUACUUUGUCCUUGGUCCCAUGUUCCCUGGAUGUAUUCAUAUGUGGGCAGCCAUCCUGCAGAGAUGGCUACUAACCAGCAGUGGACAAGGCAAGUUGCAGUCAGCCUGAUGUCAGACAAGAUGCCACUUUCUCAAUACCUCAUUCCAGAGAGCAAGCUUUGAGGAUGAGGCUGGAGCUUGUGUUUCACAUUUGGAGCAUAAGGAGGAGGUGACACUGGAGGACAGGUCUGCAGGUCUACGGUCACCUGGCCACACCCUCUCCACACCCACACAGGCCAGUCCCACCUCUUGGCAGAUGGCACGCUGGGAAUUCGUGGACGUUUUAAUUUAUGACAGCUGUUUUUAUCUUAUUUAUGUGUAUAAUUAACUACUUUGUACACAGUACCCUAAUGAAAUGAACUGUUUCAUUCGGCCUAGGGGUGAACUGUUUUCUAAAAUACAGCUUUUGUUCUCCAAAUAAAACUAUUCCUGGAAGCUGUGGGCAGUUCAUAGUUCUACACUGUUUUUUAAAAAAAUCCAACCACAAUUCCUCUGCCUUUACAGCCUCAGAGAUGCCUGAGCUCAGCCCAGAUGAGCACUGGGCUCAAGCAGACAUCACUAGCGGUUGACUUCUAUUCUCUUCCCACUGAAAGAAAGGCCUUUGAAAUCACAUUUUUAUUUUUUAAAGAUGUAUUUGUGUGCCUACAGCCAGGUCGUCAGAUCCUGUUGAAAGACAGAGCUUAGGUUGUACAGUCUCUCCUGCGCCUCUGUGUGCUUAAAUAUACAGAGGCGUCUGCUUCCUGCUGUUGUAAGCAGGAACUCAGAUAAAACCAGCCUUUCUCCCCAAGUGUCUGGGACACACAGUCUCACCAGUCAUUGAGACAAAAAGGUUGUUUUAGCAUAGUUACAGCUAUUCUGCAUAUAGCAACUGGAUAGCAAAACAAAGGCAUCUCCACACUCCAGGUGCCCUGCAUACAUAAACCAUUGUUAAUUGGUAGGAAGUGUUCAGGAGUUUUGUUUUGUUUUUUUAAAUCUGGUCUAAAGUGGGCAUAGCUAUGUGUCCAGCAAGCCCUGUGACUAUGUCUAGGUUCACAUAAAUAAAUGUACCAGACUUUGUUUACACCUUGUGAAUGAUAAUGCUAUAGGGUCACAUGUCAUGACAGGAUCAAUCUUACAGUUGCAGCCUGGGUUCCAUCCUCUGGGACGGUGUUAGCGAGUGAUACAUUCUCAGGGAAAGGGUCUGUACCAGGUGCCCUCUCCUGUGUCAGGCAUGAAAGCCUGCUGGAGAGUGGCCCUUCAUGAAAGGCAGAGCUUUCCUCCUCCACACCAUUCUCAGUCGGUGUCCAGGCAGAGGCCAUGCCCGUGGCCCCCAUGGAGUCUGAGGGUUGUGGAAGGCCGUUCUGUAACUCCGGGUGUCUCAUGUCACAUCUGUGUGUAUGGGGGUAAAUAAAGGUGCUGUGACCUGUGUCUCA